AUGUCUUCGGAAAGAAAUACUACAUCGACCUCCGACAAUGCUGAGGUAGGAAUUACGGUGGAAGAAGUUCGCAAUUUUUUGCAAUUUUUCAUUGAUUUUUUUCUCAAAAAUAGAAAAUUUGAAAAAAAAAACUCAGAAUUGGGAAAUGUUUUCCAUCAAAGCUUCAAAUCGCCCUUAAAAUUUCAAUCGAUUUUUCAGCAACUCCCCCUCACAACUCUGAAUUCAACAUCAACUACUGAACGAGUUCCAACGCCAGAAAAUGCUUUAGCUUCAACAAACAUUCAAGCUCAAGCUUCAAAUGAACAGCCAGUUAGUGCAAUUAACAUGGCUGAAUGAGAAAAACUACAUUCUUUCAAAAACAAAAAAAUUCUGAAUUGUGAAAAUUUUCUUGAAAGUGUCCUUAAAAUUUCAAUCGAUUUUUCAGCAACUCCCCCUCACAAAUCUGAAUUCACCAUCAGCUACUGAACGAGUUCCAACGCCAGAAAUUGCUGCAGCCCCCGUUCAAGCUGAUUUAAAUGCACAGCAAGAUAUUGGAGAAGAUGGACGAGCUAGAGGAAACCAACUAUGGGCAGAGAAUGCUCAUGAGGCCGAAGCUGAUAGAAUUCUUCGUGAGACUUUGGAAAUUUAUAAAAAAGUUUUUAAAAGAGGUUUGUGUUUGGACUAAAGUUUCGUAAUUGAAGUUACAGUUCCUAUCUUAUUUUUAGUAAUCGCCAAAUAUGUAUUGUUUAUCAUAUUAUGGAUUUUGGUCUUUUUAUUCUCAAUGUUUUCAAUUAGUUGCUGGUCAGAACAUUUGGAAUUGAUUGAACAUUUGGAAGUGUACGAUAAGCGAUACAUAAAAAAAUAUCAGAAAUCGAAAAAUGCAAAUUCUGUUGAUAUGGAUUGCCCAAUUAUUGGUGUGAUUGGUAAAUUUUGGACACCUAAUAGUUCGCAUGUGGAUCUUGUUGGCAAAAUAUUAUCGAUUAUUUCGAUCAGAGAAAUUGUUCACGUGAGCUGGCUUUUUGAUUUACAAAAAAAGUAAUAAAAAUUUCAGCUGAUCAAAGAAGUGAACGAAGCUAUAAAAUAUAAAACUAUUCCCCUCGACGAAGCCGCCAAGAAAAGGGAUAAAUUUCUGAAAUUUUGUAAACGUCAUGGCAUUCAAGUUGUCGAACAAGCUGCCGGCUAG
Messenger RNA from Caenorhabditis angaria, 1162 nucleotides. The record is from the annotation of a GenBank genome assembly. NCBI's taxonomy places the organism in Eukaryota, Metazoa, Nematoda, Chromadorea, Rhabditida, Rhabditidae.